This is a messenger RNA of Camelus dromedarius (Arabian camel), 2985 nucleotides long. It is a transcript of the gene ARMC3, whose product is annotated as armadillo repeat containing 3. The transcript has 18 exons. The record is from RefSeq and is a predicted model, not a curated record. Gene Ontology annotation, molecular function: protein binding. Lineage: Eukaryota; Metazoa; Chordata; Mammalia; Artiodactyla; Camelidae. Bases 38 to 2557 code for a protein of 839 amino acids.
GAGGCGCGCGCCGGGGCGGCGGUUGCGGUUCGUCAGAAUGGGUAAAAAGACAAAGAAGGAAGCAGAGCCCCCUCCCAAGGAUGUGUUUGAUCCAUUAACAAUUGAAAGCAAAAAUGCAGCCACGGUGAUGUUAUUGCUUAAUUCCCCAGAAGAAGAAGUUUUGGCUGAUGUGUGUGAAGCCAUUUAUAGAUUUGCUUUAAAAGGUGAGGAAAACAAAGCAACCCUCCUUGAACUUGGAGGUGUGGAACCUUUAACUAAGCUGCUUACUCAUGAAGACAAAAUUGUGAGAAGAAACGCCACUAUGAUAUUUGGAAUCCUGACUUCUAAUAGUGACAUUAAAAAGUUGUUAAGGGAGUUAGAUGUCAUGAGUUCAGUGAUUGCUCAGCUGGCUCCAGAAGAAGAAGUAGUUACCCAUGAGUUUGCUAGUCUUUGCCUAGCAAACAUGUCUGUGGAGUAUAUGGGUAAAGUGCAAAUAUUUGAACAAGGUGGAUUGGAGCCUCUCAUCAGACUGCUAACCAGCCCAGACCCGGAUGUGAAGAAGAAUUCUAUUGAGUGCAUUUACAACCUGGUCCAGGAUGUUCAGUGCCGAGCUACACUUCAAGAACUAAAUGCAAUCCCUCCGAUAUUAGAUCUCUUGGAAUCAGAAUACCCAAUUAUUCAGUUGUUGGCUCUCAAAACCUUAGAUGUUGUUACAAACGAAAAGGAGUUUCGGGCAAUGCUCAGAGACAGCCAAGCACUGGACCACCUUAUUAAGAUCCUAGAAACUAAGGAAUUGAAUGACCUUCAUAUGGAAGCGCUUUCAGUGAUGGCCAAUUGCCUCGAAGAUAAGGAGACGAUGGUGCUGAUUCAGGAGACAGUUCUUAAAAAGCUCCUAUCAUUUACAGAAAACUCUACGAAUCCUGAUAUUCAGAAGAAUGCAGCAAAAGCAGUUACUAAAGCCGCCUGUGACCCUGAAAAUAGAAAACUGUUUCACGAACAAGAGGUGGAAAAAUGUCUCAUAACCCUUUUGGAGUCUGAAAACGACGGAACUAAAAUUGCUGCUUCCCAAGCUAUUUCGGCAAUGAGUGAGAAUUCGAGCAGCAAACAAUUCUUCAACAAUCAGGGGAUCCCGCAGUUAAUUCAGUUGCUAAAAAGUGACAACGAGGAGGUACGGGAAGCUGCAGCCCUCGCCCUGGCUAAUCUGACCACUUGCAACCACGCCAACGCAAACGCUGCUGCCAAAGCGGACGGUAUCGAAGCAUUGAUCAACACCCUGUCCAGCGGGCGCAACAAGGUGGUCGCCAAUGCAGCCACGGUGCUGAUGAACAUGGCCACGCAGGAACCUCUGCGCCUGAGCAUCCAGACCCACGACAUCAUGCACGCCCUGCGCGGCCCCCUCUGCUCUGCCAACAAGGUCGUGCAGAGCAAAGCCACUCUCGCCAUCGCUGCCAUUGCCUGUGAUGCCAAGGCCCGGACCGAGUUGAGAAAUUCAGGUGGACUGGAGCCGCUGGUUGAGCUCCUGCGUUCCAAGAACAACGAGGUCAGAAAUCACGCCAGCUGGGCUGUGAUGGUCUGUGCCAGUGAUGAGCCAACAGCCACUGAGUUAUGCAGGCUCGGGGCUUUAGAUAUCCUUGAAGAAAUUGAUCUAUCAGUAAGUCGAAAAAAUAAAUUCAGCGAGGUAGCUUAUAACAAAUUGCUCAACCACCACCUGUCUCUAAAAUACAGCAAGACUGGCUAUUUGUCCUCAAGUAACAUAAUUAAUGAUGGAUUCUAUGACUGUGGUCGGAUACUGAUUGGCACCAAAUUUUUGCCUUUGAAGGACCUCUGCUUACAAGAACCAAGUGAUCUACAUACUGUACUCUUAGUUAACAGCAGAUCUUCUGAUGUAGAACAUAGUUAUCAUUUUAGUGCUGGAUUUGGAUCUCCCACCGAAGAGAAAUCAGAACCUACUUCGGGACACAAUACUGCUCUUAGCAAAAGCGCCACUAAAGAGAAAGGAUCAAGGAAAGGCAGAGGGAAAAAAGAGGAGGAAAAAGUGAAGGAGGAGGAAGAGGUUGCAGUAGCACCAAAACUGACUGGAGAAGGAAACACUGAUAAAGAGUGGUGCCCUCCCUCCGACCCUGACUUCUGUGUUUAUGUGUGUGAAGUGACCAAAUCCAUCCUUCCCAUCACCAAUAUCAGGGAACAGAUUGAGCUUCUUGCCAAGUAUGUGGCAGAAAAAAUGGGUGGUAAGAUUCCAAAAGAGAAACUACAGGAUUUCAGCUGGCAACUUCAUAUAAGUGAACUAAAAUUCCAACUUAAAUCCAAUGUUGUACCGAUUGGACAGAUCAAAAAAGGAAUCUUCUGCCAUCGAGCUUUGCUUUUCAAGGCUCUGGCUGAUAAAAUUGGCAUUGGCUGCUCUCUGGUUCGAGGGGAGUACGGCAGAGCCUGGAAUGAAGUUCAGCUGAUGAACGAACCCCAAAAGGGGUUGACUGGGGCUUUCUCUCCCCCUGAAUUUUACAUAGUUGACCUCAUGUUCCAUCCAGGGGCACUGAUGAAGUUAAGAAGCCAAGAGGCAGAUCUUUACAGAUUUCUCUGAACUUCCAAAUGAACACAAGAGGGGUUCAAACAAGAAAUACAUUUCAUACACUUUCUGCGAUGCCCAUCAGUAGAUUUUAUUUCUUUAAAUAAAAAUGUUAGAAGUGUUUUCCCUGUGCAGAAAUGAGGUCACUUGCAUUGGACUUGGUCCUGCUUCUGAUUUCAGGCUUUUGGCAAAUGUUCCAUCUGAUGAGAUCAUAUUAUGCUCAUAGUCCCUCAUAUAAAGCCUAUUAUUCUCAACAUUAAUCCACCCCACUGUUUCCUAAGGAGCAUCUCUGCCCUUUGGGAAUCACAUGGAAAAGGCCCCAGCUACUGUCCCCAGGACAGUGCCUUGCGACUGUCCUCUGUGUACAGAAUGCUCCAGGAAGACUUGGUUAAGUAAGUCAAACCAACUCUUUUUUUUUUUUAAAUGUCUUUAUGUUUUUAAUG